AAAAAUAACGUUGUUACAACAUCCAAACAAUGCUGAUCAUUGAAAUCGGUUGGAAAAUGCUCUCCUCUUGCUUGUAUUUGUUUACAGGGCAGUCUGGAUCUCUCCAACAUGGAGGUGACGCUGACGUACGAUGUCGUCUAUGUAAAACUGUGAACGGAGGUGGUGGUGACGGGUUGUUCAAGAAACGAAAGUUUGUUUGAACCGAAACCAAAGUAAUGCGACGUCGAGGCACAUCUGUCCUUUUGGAGACAAAUAACAACACCUUUUAAUCAAAAUAGACCGACAGAAACAUUAUAAGGAAUGGCCUCUGCUACUUCCUGUUCUGAAGAGGACUUUUCAUGUUCCAUCUGUCUGGAUGUGUUCAACAGCCCAGUAUCCACCCCAUGUGGACACAACUUCUGCAGAACCUGUAUUACAACGUUCUGGGAUGACCAAGCACAGUACAAAUGUCCUGUUUGCAACGCGCUGUUCCACACAAGACCUGAUUUACAGGUCAAUACCUUCAUAUCAGAAGGGCUCCACAGGUCCCAUCCUGUUGUACCUCUAAAGGAGGAAUAUGAAGUGAAGACGGCCCAGCUGGGGAAGAUAGAGGCUGAAGUUCAGCAGAUGAUCGAGGAGAGACAACGAAAGAUUCAGGGGAUCAAAGACACAGUGGACCGCAUUAAAGCAGACGCAGACAGAGAGUUAGCUGAUGGUGUGCAGGUCCUCACUGCUCUGAAGCACUGUGUUGAAAAGUACCAGGAUGAUCUCAACCAAACGGUUAAAGAGAAACUGAAAUCCACAGAGAAAGAAGCUGAAGGCCUCAUCAAAGAGCUGGAGCAGGAAAUAGAAGAUCUGACCAAUAGAAGAUCAGAGGUGAAGCAGCUCUCACACACUGAAGACCACCUCCACCUCAUACAGACCUUCAGAUCCCUGAAGAAUCCUCCACCUACCAGGGACUGGACGAUGGUGGAGGUUCUUCCUCCGUCAUACGUAGGGACCUUGAAGAGAUCCCUGGAACAGCUGGAGGAGACACUGGACAUUGAGAUGAAGAAGCUGCCUGACCUGAAACCGGAUGGAAAGAAGUCCUCCACGCAUGGGCAUGGCCGGGCCACGCCGCCUCCAGCAGGGGAAGGGGCCACGCAAGAUCAUCACCAGCAUGUCCCUGGGCAAGGACGUGCAGCUGAACAAGGCGGAGCAGGCCUGGAAGCGGACGUGAAGAAGGCCACGCGGGCCGGCAGGGGCGAGCCGGAGGAGCCGGCGGGCGAUCUCAAGACCCAGGAGUUGUUCAAACGUGUGCGCAGCUUGCUCAACAAGCUGACGCCGCAGAUAUUCAAGCCUGUGAUGAAGCAGGUGUUUGAGCUCCAGAUCGACACGGAGGAGCGGCUGAAGGGCGUCACCGACCUUAUCUUCGAGAAGGCCAUCUCGGAGCCCAACUUCUCCGUGGCCUACACCAAUAUGUGCCGCUGCCUAAUGGGGCUCAAAGUCCCCACCACGGACAAUCCGUGUCAGACGUUGAACUUCCGGAAAAUGCUGCUGAACCGCUGCCAGAUGGAAUUUGAGAAGGGCAAUGACAACGAGAAGUUAUUUGAGAAGAAGCAGAAGGAGCUGGACACUGCCUCUGAGGGCGAGAAACAGAAGCUGAAGGACACACUGGAGGAGGCUAAGGACAAGGCCCACCGGCGCCGGCUGGGCAACAUCGAGUUCAUCGGCGGGCUGUUCAAGCUCAAGAUGCUGACGGAGCACAUCAUGCACGACUGCAUCGUAAAGCUGCUGAAGAAGCACGACGAGGAGUCCGUGGAGUGCCUGUGCUGGCUGAUUUCCAACAUUGGCAAGGACCUGGACCAUUGGAAGGCCAAGCCCCGGAUGGAUCAGUACUUCAACAUGAUGGGGAACAUCAUCAAGGAGAGGAAGACCGCCUCCAGGAGCCACUUCAUACUGCAGGACGUGCUUGACCUCCGACGGAACCUCUGGGUGCCCCGGCAUGGGAAACAGGGGCCCAAGACCAUCGACCAGAUCCACAAGGAUGUGGAGCUGGAGGAGCACCGCGAGCAGAUGAAGGUCCAGCAGGCCAUUCUCUCCAAGUCCAGCGGCGGUGACCGCAUGGAAGGAAGAGGAGGAAGAGGGGAAAGAGGGGAGGAGGAGGAGGAAGAGGACGAGGGGUAGGGGGGGAGGGGGAGGAGGAGGUUGAGAGAUGUGUCUGGUAGGGGACGUCCCGGGACAGGUCUUUUAGGGGACGCCCCCCUUUGUGUCCCGGGACGUCCAAUGGCGUGUCUCCUAGAGGCCGAGCGCAUAUGGUGGUUUGACUUUUUUUGCGGUGACUGGUCAAUUUGGAGUGCGCUUUCUUUUGUUUCUCUUUUUAAU
Molecule: messenger RNA, 2343 nt
Organism: Gadus macrocephalus (Pacific cod)
Lineage: Eukaryota; Metazoa; Chordata; Actinopteri; Gadiformes; Gadidae
Product: eukaryotic translation initiation factor 4 gamma 1-like
Exons: 8
Coding region: 301-2145 (614 amino acids)
Cellular component (GO): eukaryotic translation initiation factor 4F complex
Molecular function (GO): translation initiation factor activity; protein binding; mRNA binding
Source: RefSeq, a predicted model, not a curated record